Molecule: messenger RNA, 819 nt
Organism: Antrostomus carolinensis (chuck-will's-widow)
Lineage: Eukaryota; Metazoa; Chordata; Aves; Caprimulgiformes; Caprimulgidae
Gene: KDM8
Product: lysine demethylase 8
Exons: 6
Cellular component (GO): nucleus
Molecular function (GO): histone H3K36 demethylase activity
Source: RefSeq, a predicted model, not a curated record
GUCCGGACUGACCCCGCUCCAGUCCCCGUUGUGCUGCCAGAAGAUGUGCUUCCACACCUUCACUGCCCUUCGCUGGAGCAUUUCAGAGACAACUACCUAAUUCCACAGAAGCCUGUGGUCUUGGAGGGGAUUAUUGACCACUGGCCGUGUAUGAAGAAGUGGAGUGUGGAGUAUGUUUGUCAAGUCGCAGGGUGUCGCACAGUCCCCGUGGAAUUGGGUACUCGAUACACAGAUGAGGAAUGGUCUCAGAAGCUCAUGACUGUCAGUGACUUCAUCAACCAGUAUAUUGUGAAUGAGAAGAGUGUAGGAUACCUUGCCCAGCACCAGCUUUUUGAUCAGAUCCCAGAACUGAAAGAGGAUAUUGGUAUCCCUGACUAUUGCUGCCUGGGGGAAGGGGAAGAAGAUGACAUCACCAUUAACGCUUGGUUUGGUCCAGAAGGCACUAUCUCGCCUCUUCAUCAGGAUCCUCAGCAAAAUUUUUUAGCCCAGGUAUUUGGAAGAAAGUAUAUCCGUCUAUAUUCACCGCAAGAUUCAGAAAACCUGUACCCACAUGAAAGCCAACUUCUUCACAACACUAGUCAGGUUGAUGUGGAAGAUCCUGACUUAGUUAAGUUUCCUAAUUUCAGAAAGGCUGCAUUUCAGUCCUGUAUUCUGAUGCCUGGACAGGUUCUAUUUAUUCCAGUUAAAUAUUGGCACUAUGUACGAUCGCUUGAUAUCAGCUUCUCUGUCAGUUUCUGGUGGUCAUAGCUCUGAAGCACACAUAAAGGUCUGUGAGCAUUAUAAUCACAGUUAGAAGCCAGAAAAAGUAGCAUCGGGCAU